Glarea lozoyensis ATCC 20868 is the source of this 4584-nucleotide messenger RNA. Its product is annotated as WD40 repeat-like protein. The coding region runs from base 1 to 4584 and encodes 1527 amino acids. The record is from RefSeq and is a predicted model, not a curated record. Gene Ontology annotation, biological process: positive regulation of cell growth; cellular response to amino acid stimulus; TOR signaling. The transcript is spliced from 3 exons. NCBI's taxonomy places the organism in Eukaryota, Fungi, Ascomycota, Leotiomycetes, Helotiales, Helotiaceae. Gene Ontology annotation, cellular component: TORC1 complex; cytoplasm. Gene Ontology annotation, molecular function: protein binding; protein-macromolecule adaptor activity.
AUGUCGUCCCCCCAUCAUUCUCGACCGCAAAGCUACUCGCAGGGUCUAGUACAUAUGCGACAGGAACUCCCUAUUCAAAACGGCACUUCUGGACAAAUGAAUGCCAGACCAGCCGUCAGUAAUGACCCGAUUUCUGUGAUAAAUGGGCAUGGAGCGCCGCAGACGGACAUGGAGUUGAGGAGAGCUUCAACCAUGUCGGCUGCUACUUCGAGUAACGAGCAGUCAUCUAGUCGAAGGUCUUCGGUGAACCUGCGACCUACCUCAGCUCCGGGAACAGCGGCGGAAUCUUCCCAAGAGGAAUCAGAUGUGGACAAGUCCAAACGCCGACCACGACCUCUUCUCAGAUCAAAAAGUGAUUUUGGACCCAGAAACGAGGAUGCGGGCUCGCAGCAGGAAGAUGAAAGUUGGAAAGAUUGGGGUGCGCGGCAUGGAUUUGAGGACCACUAUGCCUCGGAAGAGUAUGUUUCGCAACUGGCAAAUAAAAGCCUUCACUCUGCGAAGAUGGACCUUCCGGAAGUGGAGGGGCUUUCUGAAUUCAGGAGUGGUAUCAACGAAGACCGCGGCGCAUGGGAGUAUCUUGGGAGAAGACUAUUGAACAUUGUCGAUGAUCAGAGGAACUUGAUUGCUGCUCAAAGACGGCAUGAUGCAUUCAUGCAAUCUCAAAUUUCUUGGACUGCCUUCAAUACAGAUGUUCUAGCUAAUCCGUACAAACAGAAUUGGUACAUGUACUACACCGAUAAAAGACAUGAAACCACCGGGAACCCAAAACCCUUAGGCUACGAACUUCAAGACUGGCGAAUGAAAGAUCGACUUAAAACUGUUUCCGCAGCAUUGGCGAUAUGCUUGAACAUCGGUGUAGAACCACCAGACCAGUUGAAAACCACUCCUGGCGCCAAACUAGAGGCCUGGCAAGAUCCUACUCAACCUCCCGUACAAAAGGCUCUUGAUUUGAUCGGCAAAUCCGUGCAGGCGCAAUACGAGACGCUAGCCAUUCGAACGAGGUACAAACAAUAUUUAGACCCAUCUGUGGAGGAGACGAAGAAAUUUUGUGUAUCACUGCGACGAAAUGCAAAGGAUGAGCGUGUACUCUUCCAUUACAACGGUCACGGUGUACCUAAACCAACCGCAUCCGGAGAAAUCUGGGUUUUCAACAAGAAUUACACACAAUACAUCCCCAUCUCGCUCUACGAUUUGCAAACAUGGCUUGCGGCUCCCACCUUUUUCGUCUGGGACUGCUCGGACGCCGGAAACAUUCUCAGUAAUUUUCACCGGUUUGUGGAAAAGCACGAGCUGGAGGAAGAAGAAGCUCUCAAAAACGACCCGACCUAUCCAGCUGUGAGCUUCAGGCCUUACAUACAUUUGGCAGCUUGUGGCGUGAAAGAGAAUCUGCCAACCAAUCCACGCUUACCGGCCGACGUUUUCACUUCGUGCCUCACCACGCCAAUAGAGAUGGCCCUAUGGUUUUUUGUUUUACAGAAUCCCCUGCAGUCUGAAUUGACUCCCGAGCAGGCCAAAAAGUUGCCAGGGAGGUUGCAAGAGAGACGAACACCACUUGGUGAACUGAACUGGAUCUUCACAGCCAUUACUGAUACGAUUGCCUGGACCACACUCCCGAGACCCCUGUUUCGGAAGUUCUUUAGACAAGACCUUAUGGUUGCCGCUCUUUUUAGGAACUUUCUCUUGUCGCAGAGAAUCAUGGGCGCAUACAAUUGCCAUCCUCAGUCAUAUCCUCCACUCCCCGAUACUCAUCAGCAUCCUCUCUGGGAAAGUUGGGACCUGGCAGUUGAAAUGGCUCUGGCUCAGCUGCCUAUGCUCGAAGCAAAAGAGAAAGGAGAGCUUCCAGAAUAUGAUUAUAUCAAUUCCAGCUUUUUUACAGAGCAGCUGACGGCGUUCGAGGUGUAUCUCACCCAGGGCGCCGUUGAGCAUAAAGCUCCAGACCAACUACCUGUUGUCCUGCAGGUGUUGCUAAGCCAGCAGCAUCGAGUGAGAGCGUUGAUCCUUUUAGGGAAAUUUCUCGACCUUGGUCCUUGGGCUGUCAAUCUUGCGCUUAGCAUAGGAAUAUUUCCUUAUGUCUUGAAAUUAUUGCAGUCAGCCGCGACAGAACUGAAGCCCGUCAUGGUUUUCAUUUGGACUCGCGUAUUAGCUGUCGAUUUGACAUGUCAAACUGACCUACUUAAAGAUUCUGGUUACACUUACUUCGCCAAUAUACUGAAACCAGGCGAGGGUCUUCCCGUCGUAGAUAGUCUGGAGCACAAGGCAAUGUGUGCGUUCAUUCUAGCUAUGCUAUGCAACGGAUACAAACAGGGGCAGAUGGUUUGCAAUCAGUCUGAGAUCAUGUCGCACUGUCUAUUACAUGUGCAGAGUACAGAGAACCCCUUGCUCAGACAAUGGGCCUGUCUGUGUAUCAGCCAGCUCUGGAAUGAUCUUCCUGAGGCAAAGUGGAGGGGAAUUCGAGAGAACGCACCUAUGAAACUUUCGACGUUAGUAAGAGAUGCGUGCUGUGAGGUUCGAGCCGCUAUGCUGUACGCGAUGACCACAUUUUUGGGAAUUCCGGAUCUCACAGACGAGGUUGCCCGAGUUGAAGAAUCCAUAGCCUGGACUGUCAUGGAGAUGGCUUAUGAUGGGAGCGCCAUCGUCCGGAAGGAGCUUUUGGUCUUCUUUUCCAAGUUCAUUCAGCGAUACGAAAGCAAAUUAUUUGUUGCCGCUUAUGAGCACAUGAUUGAGGAAAGAGAGUACCGUAGAUUUCCACCUCAGGAUGAUGGGCAGGAUCACCAGAUGGGUUUACAUUAUAUUCGAAAGGACCAACGAAAUCCCGACGGCUCGAUCAAGGUUGCUGCUCAAGGACUCUCACAUAAUUCUAUCUUUGCGGCGGUCUGGAAGCAUGUUCUGAUCAUGGCUGUCGACCCUCACCCAGAGGUACAACGAGAUGCUCAAAUUGUUGUAGACUAUAUUAAUAGUGCGAUGCUCCAGUCGCCAGUUGGUGGACCGGCGCAGGCACUGAUGGAUGAUAUUGACCGACUACGUUCAAAGACAGUAGCAUCAAACAAGAAAUCUCCGGAUCCAAGACCCAAUACCCCCUUGAGGCAGGAGUCAGUUUCCGGCGCCAAUAUCCAGCAAGGAUUGUUGAAACGGACGGCAAGCUAUCUUUUCACUCUUCCGUCCCUUCCUUUUGUCGGUUCAUCUGAAAGCUCUCCAGACAUAGCAAGUCGGAAUGUGCCAAAGUCGCCAGGUACUCAACGCAGUCCCUUACCCAUACGAUCGCGACUGCCAGCGGAGUUCAACACCCCACCGGAACAGAAUGAUACUACUACAACUCCUGGCACGUAUCACGCAGCUAAUGAACCAAGUUCGGGUGGAUUUCAACCCCGGAAAAUGUCUAUACCAGCUAUCAUUCCCUUACGCAGUAAUUUCCUGGAGUACGCCGUAGAGUACUUCCGUGAACCUCAAAUGAAGCCAACUGAAGCCGAAGAGCCAGGUAGCACAGACUACAACGAGAGACUAUGGCGUCGAUCCCGCAAUGAAGCUAUCCUACGGGAGACACAACCGCAGAAAGAUAUUGCUGGCAAUGGGAAAUGGACCAAUCCAUCUGGAUUCUUCAACAACCAAAGUCAGCCCUCAAAAAUGAUCUUACAUCAGUUCGAGGACCAUCUUGCUGUUUCAGACGAUCGAGAUACCAUUUGUGUUUGGGAUUGGAAAAAGCAAGACAGGUUGUGCCGAUUCUCUAACGGUAAUCCAGAGGGUUCUAAGAUCAGUGAUUUACAAUUUAUUAAUGAGGACGACCAAGCACUUCUGCUCACCGGUUCUUCUGAUGGUGUCGUCAGAAUCUAUCGAAAUUAUGACUCGGAUAAGAAGGUUGAGGUAGCGGCGGCAUGGCGCGCUUUGACUGAUCUUGUGCCGAGUAACGUAAAUUCGGGCAUGGUUUCAAACUGGCAGCAAGUCAAUGGCAGGCUUCUGGUAGCUGGUGAUGUCAAAGUUAUCAGAGUUUGGUCAGCCUCGCCAGAGUUGUGUAUCAUGGACAUUCCAGCUCGGUCGGGAUCCUGUGUCACUUCUCUCACGUCCGAUCAAAUGACCGGCAAUGUUUUCGUGGCUGGGUUUGGGGAUGGCGCCAUUCGAGUCUUUGAUGUACGCCAUAAACCUCAAGAAGCCAUGGUCAAGAAAUGGAAGGAUGACUCGGACAAAGUAUGGAUUAAAAGCGUGCACAUGCAGCGAGGAGGCCAAAGAGAACUCCUGUCAGCCAGCAGAAAUGGAAAUGUCAAAUUGUGGGACAUUAGAAUGGAUAAACCUCUACGUACAAUCCAUACAACCAGUGACACUCUGAGGACGGCGAGCACUCAUGAACACCUUCCUGUCUUUGCUGUCGGCACGGGUAACCAUACCGUAAAGGUUUACAACUUCGAAGGCAGAGUGCUGUCACGAGUCGAGCCAUACUCUAGCUUUUUGCAUCAAGCUCGCCAGUCCGCAAUAUCUGCCACAGCAUUCCACCCUCAUCGAAUGAUGCUGGCUUGUGCCGCUAGGGGAGACAACCACAUAAAUCUAUUCACGUGUGCCGAGAAGAGAAGUGUUAAUACAAUACACGAUUACUGA